This is a messenger RNA of Phytophthora nicotianae INRA-310, 1074 nucleotides long. RefSeq lists its product as hypothetical. Bases 1 to 1074 code for a protein of 357 amino acids. The record is from RefSeq and is a predicted model, not a curated record. NCBI's taxonomy places the organism in Eukaryota, Oomycota, Peronosporomycetes, Peronosporales, Peronosporaceae. The transcript has 2 exons.
AUGAAAUCACCAUUACGACCUCAAGACGAUCAAAAGCCAGAUACUACUCAGAAGCAACUUAUCAACGCCUGUCCUGUGCUUGAAGAAAGGUCUCGAGCACGCGGGAAACCUCGUGGCUACAAAGUAUCUCUGACUCAGAGUCUGAGUGCCCGACAUGAAAUCCUCAUGUUGAGAGCACAAGUGGAAGUAUUAGAGAAACGCCUUCACGAUCUGGACGCUAAAUGGACCAAGCAAUUACCGGAUGAAUACACGCUGGAAGCAGCAUUGCGUUCAGCCUGCGAAAAGUUCGAGUUAGCUCAGAGCAAAGCUAUACACAACCAGGUUCACGAUAUGGUUAUACAAGAGCAGAUUACCUUUGCAACGCUCCAGACUGCCAUUCUUCGCGCCCCGCUGCACUCGAAUGGACCAGAGAUCUUUAACGCGCUUCAUUUUGACACUCGUCUUGAGUCAGCGGGAGAAGAUGUUGAAGGCCCACAACGAACGUGCACUGGCAACAUCGACGUGACAGGCGGAGAGGAUCGCACGCUGGUUACCAGCGUGUUCAUUUCGGAAAUACCUCACACUUCGGUGGAGGAUGUAUACGCAGGUGUUCUUUCGUAUUUUGAGUCAAUGUCUACGUCCAUGAAGCUCCACUGUGAUAUCAACGUGAAACGAACAAGACUAAACCGUGAUGAUGCAUCCCCUUCAUACUGGAAAUCAGUCUUUGAGAACGAGGUUGGGUUACCUGCAGUAGUAAACCACGUCAUGUGCUCGGAACUCACAUCAUCACAUGGCAUUGCUCACCUCGAUUCAGUCAUCGAUUCGCUGCACCCAAGUAGCUCAAACGAGUAUGAUAUCAAUGGCCUCACCCUAACUCCGCAGAAGGAGUCUUCCACGGGGAGAACUGUAUCCGUGAUGCUGCGGUGUGUUGUCGUGUAUCGCUUCAAUAUGCAUCCAGACAACCCUUCUCUUCAGAGGAAGUUCGAGAAGAUUCGCCCAAUUUUGAAUGGAGACCUUAUCACUACUGCGAUAUGCAGCUACAUUAAAAAAAAAAAUGCUGCAGCAGGACAAACUCCAGACUCUAUCCAAUGUUGA